Messenger RNA from Talaromyces stipitatus ATCC 10500, 834 nucleotides. RefSeq lists its product as uncharacterized. The record is from RefSeq and is a predicted model, not a curated record. NCBI's taxonomy places the organism in Eukaryota, Fungi, Ascomycota, Eurotiomycetes, Eurotiales, Trichocomaceae. Gene Ontology annotation, molecular function: ferrous iron binding; zinc ion binding; oxidoreductase activity, acting on single donors with incorporation of molecular oxygen. The transcript is spliced from 3 exons. The coding region runs from base 1 to 834 and encodes 277 amino acids.
AUGACGAGAGGAGCUGUUAUUUGCGUGAACCAUGGAAGUGGUCCAAUGCCUGUUCUUGGAGAUGAGUACCACACGGAUGUCACCAAAUCGCUCCAGGAGACUAUUCCUAGAAUCCUGCGACUGGGGACUCCUGAAGCCCCACGUGCUAUUCUAGUUAUUACCGCACACUGGUCCGAAAAUUAUCCCACCGUUUCGUCAGCUGACAAGCAUGAGCUGUACUAUGACUAUCGGGGUUUCCCUCCGCAAAGCUAUUCGCUGAAAUAUGAUGCGCCCGGUUCGCGUCGUGUGGCAGAAGAGGUAGGUAAGGCGCUUGAGAACGAAGGCUUACGUCCCGUGCUGGAUGAUAAACGAGGUUGGGAUCAUGGGGUUUUUAUUCCAUUUAUGCUCAUCAAUCCGCUAGCCAAUGUUCCCCUCGUUCAAAUAUCUGUGCUUCUUAGCGAAAACGCACAGGAUCAUUUGAACAUGGGACGCGCCUUUGAAAAACUUCGUGACUCUAAUAUUGCUAUCCUCGGUUCAGGGUUUUCUUCAGUUCAUAAUCUGCCUGUGAUGCUGAAGAUCAGUAGAGGUUUUCUUCCCAUGUCGUCGUUCCAGGCCAAUUAUGAAGCUUGGAACAAGAGCCUUACAGGAGCAGUUUUGGAGGAAAACGCGGAUGAGCGUUGCAGGAAACUCGAGAAGUGGAGAGGAUUUCCUCACAGCGAUGAAAUGCACCCCCCGGCAAGAGCAGAGCACUUUCUACCCCUUCUUGUUUGUGCGGGCGCUGCGGGUGAUGAGAAGGGUGAGGUUCUUCAUGACAAGUUUGGCGAAUUCGAUAUCUAUUCGUACUAUUGGAGUUAG